CAGCAGACCACCACUUCGAAAUUCCCAGCAGACUCGUCUCUAUGCAGCGAUGUCCCCUCUCCCUCCUCCGGCUCCCUAGCUCCUUACGCUGCCACUAUGCCUCUCAAUUCCUCUCCUCAAUCCCAACCAGAGCCUUCACAACCUCCCUAGCUCGCCAUGCCCAACCUAGCAAACCCGUCUCCGACCUCGAAAGGCGCAUCAAAGCCAUACCCAUCGAGCGAUUCCGCAAUUUCUGCAUCGUAGCCCACGUUGACCACGGGAAAUCGACCCUCAGCGACCGCCUCCUCGAACUCACCGGCACAAUCCAACCCGGAGGCAACAAGCAGAUCCUCGACAAGUUAGACGUGGAGCGCGAACGCGGCAUUACCGUAAAAGCGCAAACAUGUUCAAUGCUCUACAACUACGAGGGCGAAGAUUACCUGCUGCAUCUUGUCGACACGCCCGGGCAUGUAGAUUUCCGGGCCGAGGUGUCGAGGAGCUAUGCGAGUUGUGGGGGAGCGCUGUUGCUGGUUGAUGCGAGUCAAGGUGUGCAGGCGCAGACUGUGGCGAAUUUCUAUUUGGCGUUCUCGCAGGGACUGGUUUUGGUGCCGGUUGUGAAUAAGAUUGAUUUACCCAGUGCGGAUAGUGAGAGGGCGUUAGAGCAGAUGCAGACUGCGUUUGAGUUGAAGCCUGAGAAUGCGGUGCUGGUUUCUGCGAAGACGGGUCUGUAUGUGGAGAAGAUUCUUCCGGGUGUUAUAAAACAGGUUCCGGCGCCAGUUGGGGACUUGAAUAAGCCGUUGAGGUUACUGUUGGUUGAUUCUUGGUAUGAUAAUUAUAAGGGAGUUAUUCUGUUGGUGAGGAUAUUUGAUGGGACGGUAAAAGCAGGAGAUCAAGUGGUGUCGUUUGCUACGGGCUUGAAAUACUUCGUAGGUGAGGUUGGGAUUAUGUAUCCUGAUCAGACGCCACAAAGUAGUUUGAGAGCUGGGCAGGUGGGGUAUAUCUACUUCAAUCCUGGUAUGAAGAAGAGCCAAGAAGCAUUGAGCGGAGACACGUAUACCACUGUUGGCUCUGAGCAUUUAGUUGAGCCGUAUCCUGGUUUCGAGGAGCCUAAAUCGAUGGUCUUUGUAUCGGCAUUUCCUGUUGAUCAAAGUGAUUUUGGACACCUGGAAGAUUCAAUCAACCAGAUUGUGCUGAACGACAGAAGUGUAACACUUCAGAAAGAGGCUUCAGAAGCAUUGGGAGCUGGGUGGAGGCUUGGAUUUCUUGGAACGUUACAUUGCUCUGUCUUUGAGGACAGGCUGCGACAAGAACACGGAGCCAGUAUCAUCAUCACACCUCCAACUGUGCCUUUUAGAGUGCUCUGGACUGACGGAAGAGAAGAGAUCAUUCAGUCUCCUACAAACUUCCCCGACACAGAUGUCCUGAGUCAAAGAAUAGCAGAGCUCCAAGAACCAUAUGUCUCGGCAACUAUCACUCUUCCAGAAGAAUAUCUCGGAAAAGUCAUCGAGCUCUGCGAAGCUAAUCGUGGCGAGCAAAAAGAGCUCAACUUCUUCACGGCCACGCAAGUCAUCCUGAAAUACGAUAUACCCCUAGCACAACUUGUAGACGACUUCUUCGGCAAGCUGAAAGGGGCCACAAAGGGCUACGCAAGUCUCGAUUACGAAGAUGCCGGCUUUCGACGCAGCAGCAUCGUCAAGAUGCAACUUCUCGUCAACAAAGAACCAGUCGAUGCAGUAGCUCGAGUGGUCCAUACAUCUCAAGUUGACCGUAUCGGCAGACAAUGGGUCAAGAAGUUCAAAGAACACGUCGACAGACAAAUGUUCGAGGUUAUCAUCCAAGCAGCAGCAGGAAAGCGGAUCGUUGCACGAGAAACGAUCAAGCCGUUUAGGAAAGAUGUGUUGGCCAAAUUACAUGCCUCGGAUAUCAGUCGAAGGAGGAAACUACUUGAGAAGCAGAAGGAGGGAAGGAAGAAGUUGAAGGCCGUGGGAAACAUUACGAUUGAUCAUAAAGCGUUCCAAAAGUUCUUAGCUAAGUAGAUGGGAACUAGACGGGAUGUUUGUAGGUAUAUUGUACAUUAUGUAUAAAGAUCCAGCCUCUUGUAUUCAUCUUCUACUCGUGUUGAUUUGUG
This is a messenger RNA of Mollisia scopiformis, 2107 nucleotides long. RefSeq names its product GTP-binding protein-like protein GUF1. Bases 42 to 2015 code for a protein of 657 amino acids. Gene Ontology annotation, molecular function: GTPase activity; GTP binding; mitochondrial ribosome binding. Gene Ontology annotation, biological process: positive regulation of translation. The record is from RefSeq and is a predicted model, not a curated record. The transcript has a single exon. Gene Ontology annotation, cellular component: mitochondrion. NCBI's taxonomy places the organism in Eukaryota, Fungi, Ascomycota, Leotiomycetes, Helotiales, Mollisiaceae.